AUGGACCCGACAGGAGGAGGCCGCGGGGAAUUCGGCCACCCGGGCGAUACGGGCCGGCGGCGGCACGACUCGACCGCCCCAAAGUCCUUCCUAAUCCGAGACAUCCUCGGGGACAGUGAGGAUGACAGUGCGACAGAGUCACUGUAUCUGGAGAGGUGGCAGGGUCUGCUGCAGACCCGACUGCGCGACUGCCGGCCGCCGACUCCAACCGUCAGAACAGCACUCUCCGUGUCCGGCUCAGGACCGGCCCCGCCCGACCCGGGGUCAGUUGGAGUACCUGUACCAGUGUACCUCCGUACCCGGCAGGAGGAGAUAGGGGACAGGUGUACCGGCGGCCGACGCGGCCGGCGCAGUCGCACCGUAUUCACAGAGCCGCAGCUGCUGGGUCUGGAGCGUCGGUUUACCGCCCAGAAGUACCUCAGCACCACCGACCGCAUGGAGCUGGCCCGAUCACUGGCGCUCACUCAGAUGCAGGUCAAAACCUGGUACCAGAACCGGCGCAUGAAGUGGAAGAAACAGGUGCUACUAAAAGGAGAGCAGUCUCCCACGAAGCCCAAGGGUCGUCCAAAGAAGAACUCGGUACCAUCUUUGGCCGACCUGCAGCGUUUGAGCGUCUCCGACCCAGCUGAACCUGCGGACAAACCCGAGACCGAGCCCGCUGUUGGAGCUGGAGCUGGGACAGGUCGAGGAACCGGGGCGGGGUCAGCAACAGAUGCGUCAACAGUGGCAGUGACAGAGACAGUGGGUGGUGAGACAGGGGCGGCGGCAGGAGUUCAGUGUCUGCCGCAGCCACAGGACUGUCAGGUGUCCACCACACACCUCGAGGACAGGCUGGAGGCAGACACAGGUGAUGAGUCGGAUACGAUGGUGACUGCAGACGACAUGCAUGACUGAGUUAGGAGUGUGCUGAUUGUCCUCUUGUUAGUGUCUUGAAGUAGAUGAUAUCUGAGCUGUAUAUUAUUUCAUGUUCCUUGGUCAGUGGUUGAUGUUUAUUAUCUAGUCACGUCUAUCCUGUCAUGACUCAUGUGUGACUGCUGCCUCCCUAAAAAAAUGAAGAUGCUUUAAAUAAUAAAAAUGUAUCACUUUUCCAACCCUUAACCAUCCAUGACUCCAUUUCACGGUAAGACAUCAGCGGACUACUCAGCCUCUCCUAUACGAGUAGCUGUCGUCAGUUUUUGCUCCUUCACGCUCGCUCGGCCGGAGAUGUCGGACGGACGGUUACGUUUCAUGUCGCCCUUCCCCUUCCCUUCCGUCGCUGCCGGGGGUCUCGGUGGUGACGGGUGUCACCGACAGACACUCGGCCAUGUUUCCUGACACCCCGACACAGACACUCGCGUGCCGCCAACCGUAUCCGGAAUCGCCCCCGUCCCAUGUCGUCCCUACCGGUGAACAUCUCCAGCUCACUGAAGACCGGAAGUCCGUGACGACAAAUUCCAGUCCGUUUUAACUGCGGGCCAUAAAUGUCCCCAGAGCAUGAUGAGUCGAGAAGCGGCUACAUGAAUGGAAAAAUACAGAACAUUGAAAAACGGAUGUGUCGAAAAAAAGGUGGGACGGAAGACGGUAAUCCGUAGCAUAAUAAGCUCCCUGUGCUUUUACUUCGAAGCUAAAAUGAACUAGGUAUAACGGCCAUAAAAUAACUAAACCGUGUUGAUCAAAUAACAUCAAAUCAUGACUUAGCGAUUGUUUUAUUGCACGUAAUGGAUCACUUACGGUCGUCGGUCAACACACACAUCGCGCACCAUCAUUACAUACUGAGCGCUAUCACCCGUGCAGCCAACAGUCAACACUCUAUACAUCAAACAUCAGCCGUCUCUCAGCCCAGCCGCCGUGUCUGCCAUGUGCCGACAUACCCCCGGUAACACAGACAUGCCUCUCCAGCGCGCCUAUCAGGGCGGA
Messenger RNA from Amphibalanus amphitrite, 1896 nucleotides. RefSeq names its product homeobox protein BarH-like 1b. The record is from RefSeq and is a predicted model, not a curated record. The coding region runs from base 1 to 894 and encodes 297 amino acids. The transcript is spliced from 5 exons. Gene Ontology annotation, biological process: regulation of DNA-templated transcription. Lineage: Eukaryota; Metazoa; Arthropoda; Thecostraca; Balanomorpha; Balanidae. Gene Ontology annotation, molecular function: DNA binding; DNA-binding transcription factor activity, RNA polymerase II-specific.